This is a messenger RNA of Aspergillus caelatus, 1881 nucleotides long. RefSeq names its product flavin-containing monooxygenase. NCBI's taxonomy places the organism in Eukaryota, Fungi, Ascomycota, Eurotiomycetes, Eurotiales, Aspergillaceae. The coding region runs from base 1 to 1881 and encodes 626 amino acids. Gene Ontology annotation, molecular function: NADP binding; N,N-dimethylaniline monooxygenase activity; flavin adenine dinucleotide binding. The record is from RefSeq and is a predicted model, not a curated record. The transcript has 3 exons.
AUGGCUGCUGUUGAAGUACCUAUCGUACCGGAUAGGACUAUCCCUUUGCUAAAUGGUCAUGCACAAAGUCAUGCACCGGUCGGUGUGUCGACAGAUAUCAAAGGCCCGGCUGCGACCACUAUCAUAGAGAAAACAGAGGAGGUUGCCCCGCAAGGAAGACCUGUUUUUGAGAUAGAGGAACACCCGGUUGAUGAAGUUCGAAAUAUCAAAGUUGGUGUCAUCGGUGCCGGCAUAGCUGGUGUUACUGCUGGGAUACUUUUGCCGGCUAAAUUACCAGGCCUUGACCUCCGGAUCUUCGAUAAGAAUGCGGACGUGGGAGGCACAUGGUACGAAAACACAUAUCCUGGUGUGCGAUGCGAUGUUCCAGCACAUGUAUACCAAUCUGGAUUUGCACCGAACACGCAAUGGACGGAGGAGUUCGCACAGGGACACGAAAUUCGGGAAUACUGGCAAGGGCUUGCCCGCAAGUACCAAGUUUACAAAUAUAUACGGCUGCAACACAAGGUAGAAGAAGCCGUAUGGGUCCCUGAAACAGGAAAAUGGCGUGUCACCGUCCAGGACGUCGGCAUAGGAAGGGUAUAUAUCGAACAUCUUGACGUCCUGAUUAAUGCGAUCGGUCACUUCAAUGAUUGGAAACUACCCAACUAUCCUGGCAUCGAUCAAUACACGGGUACCAUUUUCCAUUCCUCCCACUGGAAACAUGACGCCGACUUGAAAGGAAAGCGAAUUGCUCUUAUUGGCAAUGGGGCAUCCGGCCUCCAGGUUCUGCCUUCAAUUCAACCGAUUGCACAGCACGUCGAUCACUAUGCGCGUAACCGCACCUGGGUUGCAGACUCAUUUGGCACUACGGGUGUGCGCCGACUCGAGCCGAAUUUGUUCUCUCCCGAACAGCUCGAAUCAUUUAAAGACCCUGACACAUAUAUCAAAUAUCGCAAGAGUGUGGAAGAAGGAUACUUCUCACGCUUUGGUGCAAUCUUUAAAGACUCGCCGGAGAAUCGCGCACAACGAGACACGUGGACACAAUUAAUGCUUCAGCGCAUCACUGAGAAGCCGGAACUAGCAGACAAAAUUCUACCUGAGUUUCCGCCAAACUGCCGGCGAGCUACACCAGGGCCUGGUUAUCUAGAAGCCCUGGCAAAGGAUAAUGUGAACUACAUACAGACGCCUAUCGAACGAUUCACAGCAACGGGCAUUGUGACGGCAGAUGGCAUUGAGAGGCCCGUUGAUGUCGUGAUUUGCGCGACUGGUGCCAAUGUUGACCAUGCGCCUCCGUUUUCGAUUAUUGCGAAUGGAAUAGAUCUAAAGAAAGCCUGGAAACACGAUGGUUUGUGGGGAUUCCCCUAUAAUUACCUUGGUAUCGCAACACCAGGCUUUCCAAAUCUUCUUUGGAUCGGCGGUCCUCAUGCCACAGGCCAUAGCGGAAGCGUCCCGAAUAGCAUGGAGAACCUGGUUACUUAUAUUGCUAAGGUCUUGCGAAAGAUCCGCAGCCAGGGGAUCAAGUCAAUGGCUCCGUCUAAACAAGCCACUGACGACUUUGUCGAAUACUCUGAUACAUUCUACCCUCGCACCGUAUGGACGGGUAAUGAUGACUCGACCCCUGGACAGAAGAACUGUCGAUCCUGGUAUAAUGGUGGCCGUCCUGGGGGACGGAUCCAUGGCCUGUUCCCUGGAAGCGCUGCCACAUUAAACUAUAUCCGACGGGAACCACGAUGGGAGGAUUGGGAUUAUGCCUAUGUCAACCCUAGCGGCAAUCGAUUCGCGUAUUUUGGUAAUGGCUGGACCACAAGAGAACGGUCUCUGGACGCAGAUUUGGUGCCGCAUGUGAAGCGGCCUGACACAAUAGAUUUUCGCACGUAUAUGGAGGGUUGGUGGGACGUUUGA